Molecule: messenger RNA, 898 nt
Organism: Panicum hallii
Lineage: Eukaryota; Viridiplantae; Streptophyta; Magnoliopsida; Poales; Poaceae
Product: probable signal peptidase complex subunit 2
Exons: 5
Coding region: 89-667 (192 amino acids)
Biological process (GO): protein targeting to ER
Cellular component (GO): signal peptidase complex; membrane
Source: RefSeq, a predicted model, not a curated record
CACCUGCCCCGCAUCUCUCUUCCCUCACUCGCCCGCUCCGUCUUCACCACUUCCUCCUCGCCGACGAUCUCGCGGAGCAGCGGCGCAGAUGGCGAGUGACGGCGCGGCGGCCACGCCGGCGAAGGUGACCCCGAAGAAGGCCAAUCUCCUCGACCCGCACUCCAUCAAGCACCUCCUCGACGAAACCAUCUCCGAUGUCGUGAAGAGCAAGGGGUACACGGAGGACACGCGGCUGGGCAACUUGAAGCUGGGGAUCGGGGCGGCCGUGAUCGCCGUCGCCCUACUCGCACAGUUCUACCCGAAGAAGUUCCCACAGAACCGCGAGUUCCUCCUCGGCUGCAUCGCGUUGUAUGUGGUGUUGAAUGUGGUGCUGCUGAUCCUUAGCUACACCAAGGAGAAGGAUGCCAUCCUCUUCACCCACCCUCCUAUGGGUUCUUUCAACAGCACCGGCCUCAUCAUUUCUUCUAAGCUGCCAAGGUUCUCGGACAUGUACACUCUCACAAUAGCCAGUGCGGACCCGCAGUCUAUCUCUGCAAAUAAGCCAGUCCAUUUUACUAAGAGCGUGACAAAGUGGUUUACUAAGGAAGGGGUUCUUGUGGAAGGUCUAUUCUGGAAGGAUGUUGAGAAGCUGAUUGAUGACUACAACAGCGAGCGCAAGAGUAAAUGAAUCGGUAGCUCGAGUCUCUGACCAUCCAGAGAGACAUUGAUUGUCUAGGGAAACCCCUCUUAUGGAAGAGAGCUUAGCGUAAUCUAAACAGAUUUUUGCAUACUGUACUGGUUGAUCAGUGAAUGAAUACCGUUCAAGACAUAAAACCUUGGUUCUGUGUUUUGUGCCGCGUCUAUCCCAGUAACUAUCUGGCACCUCUAUAUUCUAUAGAACCGUGGUGUGGGCGUGCAA